Pecten maximus is the source of this 807-nucleotide messenger RNA. Its product is annotated as fatty acid-binding protein, brain-like. The transcript is spliced from 4 exons. The record is from RefSeq and is a predicted model, not a curated record. Gene Ontology annotation, molecular function: fatty acid binding. Bases 245 to 697 code for a protein of 150 amino acids. NCBI's taxonomy places the organism in Eukaryota, Metazoa, Mollusca, Bivalvia, Pectinida, Pectinidae. Gene Ontology annotation, cellular component: nucleus; cytosol. Gene Ontology annotation, biological process: fatty acid transport.
GGCCACACGUAUACGUCCAGGACCACAGGUUUGUAAGAGUACAAAGUACCACUGGCUGUACAGAAUGCAAAGUACAUUGUGUGGUUGGUGAGGAGAGCGUGUCGGGGAGAAGGCGCAUUAUCUGUCGGACACAUUCGGUAGAUUCCGUAAAUCACCAUUAUAUGACCUUCGGAGCCAUCUAGUAUUACUCACUCUCGUGGAGUUAGCCAUCAUUUGUAGAUCGUUGUGUUUCACGUCAGUCAAAAUGGCCCUUUUAGGAAAAUGGGAAUUUGUUUCGGCGGAGAACUUGGACCAGUAUAUGGAAGUAACAGGUGUCCCUGAAACCCUGCGUGAGGUGGCCAGGAAAAGCAGACCUUCCAUGGAAAUUAUCCAAUCCGGGGACAGCUGGACCAUCAAAACCAUAGUCGGAGACACUGUUAAGGACUCGACCUUUAAACUCGGAGAGGAAUUCGAUUCAAAGUCACUUACCGGCCAAGACCUUAAGUGCAGUGUGAGUAUGGACGGUGACAAAAUGUCGGAGGUGCAGACGGCCGGUGAUGUGAAGGUGGUGAUCACGAGAGAGGUGUCAGGAAACGAGCUAGUCUCGGUAAGUAUACCUGACUUUGUCGUGAUCACGAGAGAGGUGUCAGGAAACGAGCUGGUCUCGAAAAUGACAGUGGGUUCAGUGACAGCCGUGGUGAAAUUUAACAAGGCGUAAGGGCGUGAACAUCAUAUAUUUUAUAGUGCAAUGUUUGCACCUGUAACGACAUACAGCAUAAUCAUUCAAUGUUUUUUUCCAAUAAACCAUUAGAUAUUGUUAAUUUCAAA